AUGGAGUACGAGUCGGCUGACAUCCCCCCUAUCCCGACCCGCGCCCAUCAUCACCACGCCCGACGUCGCUCUCUUCAAGGUCCCUCCUCCGCCUCAAACAAGCGUGCCAGUCUCCCUCCCGCCAGCCCCGAAGUCAUCUCCAACCUCAUCACCAGCCUCAGCGUCAUCUCCAAGCCCGCCAACAACCACUUCGAGGUCCCCCCGACCAGCCUCUCUUUGCCUUCUAGCCCGGGUCCCGGCCACGGCAGCUUCGGCGUCGACUACGGAGCCUUUCACCAGCCGAGCCUCGACGAACUGAGACAGGACCCCGUAUCCCUCGACGAGCUCGCCGCCUGCCCCCCGGUCAUCCGCACCUCGAAGCCCCCGAGCGGCUUCUCCCCCCUUACCGCCGCAAAGUCCCCCAAGAGCCCGAGAAGCCCCAGCCGUGAGAACUCGGGCGGCCUGCGCUCCUUUAUACGCAACAGCACCUCGCGACCCUCGUCCAAGGGGUCAUCGGCCUGCUCCAAGAAUGACGACACCCAGAGCAUAGGCAACCUCUCCAUCGAACGCCGAAACGCGCCGACCCCCGAGCUGAACCACCAACGAUCGCAUGAUAGCUGGGGCAAGAAGACGUCGAGGAGCCAAAAGGGGCUCAUGUAUAUGAGUUCAAAGGAGCAGCUCCGCGAGAGGGAGGUUGAGAGGAAGCGCGCUUCCGGAGGUGUUUCUGCGUCGUCUUCUGGAGGACUUGCUGUUGAGAGCAGUAUUCACAGCGGAGGACGAAGUGAUCCCUUCUUUGCCGAGACGGCUAUCCACGAGGAGCCGCCUGCACAUCAGUUGCCUAUUGAGCGUCCAAGCCCGAUGGAGGGUCCUUGUGCUAUCCCAGCGCGCGACUCGAGUCUAAGGAAGACAGGGCAGGUUAGACGAUCGAGCGCGAGGAGAUCAAGACGAGAGGAUGGACCACUGAGUGAUGUUAUACCUGAAGCCGAGGAACACCACAAGCCACGGGGGGAAACCGGGAGAAGAAAGCAGGGACAUACCGCACAUGAUCAAUUACGGUCGUCUGCCAGGUCACCAGUCUAUGGACUUCAAGAACCAGCUCCUUCCAAGACGACGAGCGUAGCUGGUAGGAGUUUCCUCGACGUUAGCCAAGAUGACUACGGUUUUGGGGUCGACGACGAUGAUGACGACGGUGCGCCGUUCCCUGCUGUGUCGCAAAAUCGGCGGCGAGAACCAAGCAACGACCGUCACAGUCGUCGUCGAUCAGGUCAUCAAAGCCCAAUUCCUCCUGAUGGUGUCAAGAUGAAGCGGAGCAGUUCACGACUCAAGCGUUUAUCUGGACCGCUGAGCCCUCGACCCGACGACCGAAGUCGCGAAUCGCCAAGUCCUCAACCAGUUCAGAACCCAACCCCAGCAGGAUAUGAGCGUCCUCAGUCGGCUGAUUCCGUUGACGAUGCUGUCGAAUCUUAUCUCUGCUCUCCCCGCCUGUCACAAAAGAUCCGGCAUCCUCAGACUGGUCGCGUCAUCUCCUUUUCUGAAGUCGGUGACUCGGAAGGAUCGGCUGUGUUUUGCUGUGUCGGAAUGGGACUUACUAGAUACAUCACUGCUUUCUACGAUGAACUAGCGUUAACGUUGAAGCUGCGGCUGAUCACUCCUGAUCGUCCUGGUGUUGGAGACAGUGAGCCAUACUCGGAUGGGACUGCUACGCCGCUCAGCUGGCCAGAUGAUGUCUAUGCUAUUUGCCAGGCUUUGAAGAUUACAAAGUUCUCUAUCUUGGCUCAUUCCGCCGGCGCCAUCUAUGCCUUGGCCACGGCACUCCGUAUGCCUCAGCACAUCCGCGGUAGAAUUCACCUCCUGGCGCCAUGGAUUCCUCCAUCUCAGAUGAACGUCUUUGGUACAUCGCAAACCCUUCCCCCGACAAACGCUAUUCCGACCUCGCAGCGAAUCCUACGAGCCCUUCCUACCCCUAUUCUCAAAGCCGCCAACAGCAGUUUCAUGACCGCGACGAGCAGCUCUAUUACAAGCUCAUUACCCAAGAACCCUCGCCGGGCUAAGCGGAGGACAAAUAACAACGGCGGAAGAGAGAGUACAGCGAGCAAUCGGAAUGUGACGCCUAGCUUGGACAAGGAGAAUAUUGGUCACGACAUGUACGGCAAGUCCAACGGCCAUGGUGAUCCUGAUCUGGAGCCCCCGAACGCAUCAGAGAACAUGGAUAGGAUGCAGGUGCCUCAGGGCACAAGGAGUCCUGAUAACGCCAUCUUGGCAGCAGCUGCAGAUGCCAUGGCAGACAAGGAACGCCAGAUGACGUACGACCUGCGGUUAACACACGCUAUUUGGGAACUGGCAACAACGGGAGCAAAUCCAGCCGUGGACCUCCUAGUAUGUCUCGAACGACGACACACAAUCGGCUUCCGAUACGUCGACAUUACUCGACCAGUGGUUAUCCACCACGGAAGCAGAGACACGCGUGUCCCCGUGGACAAUGUCAAGUGGCUCGGCAAGACGAUGCGGAGGUGCGAGGUCAGAGUCCUCGAGGGAGAGGGACACGGCCUCAUGGCUAGCGCGAGCGUCAUGGGCUCGGUGCUCAUGGAGAUGAGCAAGGAGUGGGAGGACUGGAUGAAGGUUACUGGCGCUGACGGACGGAAAGAACGCGGUAGAGACCGGAGGGGGAGAGUUUAA
Fusarium keratoplasticum is the source of this 2655-nucleotide messenger RNA. Its product is annotated as AB hydrolase-1 domain-containing protein. The record is from RefSeq and is a predicted model, not a curated record. The transcript is spliced from 2 exons. The coding region runs from base 1 to 2655 and encodes 884 amino acids. Lineage: Eukaryota; Fungi; Ascomycota; Sordariomycetes; Hypocreales; Nectriaceae.